Messenger RNA from Gordionus sp. m RMFG-2023, 3184 nucleotides. RefSeq names its product C-Maf-inducing protein-like. The transcript is spliced from 16 exons. The coding region runs from base 35 to 2500 and encodes 821 amino acids. The record is from RefSeq and is a predicted model, not a curated record. Lineage: Eukaryota; Metazoa; Nematomorpha; Gordioida; Chordodea; Parachordodidae.
AUUAUGUUACCAAAAUAAUAUAUUAUUAUUAGUCAUGGAGAGUAUUUCUGUUCCUGUUCAAGACUUAAUUCGAAGAAAUUCUGAACCGUUUGCAUCUAUGAAUAGUUUAAAUAAUAUUAAUGCAUCUAAAAAUACUCUACACAAAAUCUCACUGGAUCUUACAGAUUUAAAAAAUAAUAUUAACUGUAAUGAUAUCAACACAAAAGUAAAUCAUUCUCCUAGAAAAUCGAUAGGUCCAAAAUAUAAAUUAUUAAAUGAUGGAAAUGUGCAUUUAUGCAGAAUUAAUCACUCAAGAAAUAUUAUAAAUAAAAUAUUGUCGUCUAAUCUAUUAAGAAGAUGGGAGAAUCACAAUUUAGUAUUAUCUUCAACUGAAAUAUAUUCAACCUCAAAUAUUGGGUUCAUGGAGACGUCAAUCCCGUACUCAAUCAUUGAAGACAUCCAUAUAAUGUCAAGAUGGGAUUCAAAUCAACGUUUUUGCGUUCAAAUAAAUAUACCAGACGCUUGCAUUCUUAUACAAGUAAACAAUUCUCAUCUAAGGGACCAAUGGUUAUAUUCACUACAAUGGAAAAAACAAGUAUUGAAAUAUACCAAAAUCCUUCAAAAUACCACACGGCCAGAAGUUCUAACUAGAGAAAUUAAGCAUUUGAUAGACAUGGCCAUGAGCAUUCCUUUACAGGAUGAAGAAAUUCACCAAGUUCCAUUGGAACUAAUAUCCGAUCUAUUGCAAAAAAAUAAAUGUAUACCCAAAACUAUCCAUGAAAAUAUUAUCACAGCUCUAGCUCCCUUGUUGGAAAAUAAUCAUCCAUCCCCCGAAAUAUGUGAUUUUUUUACCAAACAUUGCAAAGACAGUCCCCGAUCAACCGUAAUAAUCGAAAUGUUUACUUCUGUCGUUCAAAGAAUACUCAAACAUAACAUGUGUUGCAACCUUCAAGAUUUUGGUAAAUAUCCCAAAAUGAGAAUAUUCGUCCAGGAAUAUAUUCAGGCACUCAAUUCACAAAAUAACGGUAUCGAGGUUGUUGAACAACUUGUCAAAAAUAUGCAUGGACACGCCAGUAUAUGCCCUCAUCCUGGUUUAUUACCCAAUUUAGUUUCGGUCAUCUUAUCCGGUAUAUAUUCAUGUUACGACGAAAAAUUAAAACUCAAACAAGAUUGCCUAAACGGCCAAGAAGAAACAAUCGAGACUGACAAUAUUAUUAGAAAUCAGAAACGGGCUAGUAAUCUGAGGGGGACUGAGAUAGACAGAAGACUCCUGUGCUAUCUGGCUAUGAUACACGUAAUGUCGACCUAUGAAGAUUGGAGACCUCUCUUAUCCAGUCUAUUGCAACCGAUUCCGUUCCCCGAUUAUUCCCUCUGCCAUGAACUUUUUAUGAAACGUAUGGAGAAAGUCAUAUCUAACUUGGCCAAGGAUAAUCGUUGCGAGGUCCAUCAAGCACUCUUGGGUGUUAGGGAAGGCAAGGAAGGUUGGUUACAUUUAUUCUGCCCCGCCAAUUCCAUUUAUUAUUACGAUUUCAAUCAAACUUUUGUUUCGCCCCUGGCUCAUCACAUUAGCAGCAACAUCUUAUUGGAUGAAACCCACAGUAUUACUAACCCUGAAACUAGUAGAGAUAAUAGCAUAAAUUUGGAUCGUUCUGAGUUGAUGUUGAAUAAUAAUUCGGAAGACUUGGCCUAUAAUACAGAUAACCAUGAUCAUAUGAUGCAUCACAAUGGUCAUAACGGAUUCAAUGCCCAUAAUGGAUUAAGUGGAAUUAAUGGAGUGGCUGUUGCCAAUGGUUUCGAAAAUGAGAUGGACUAUUUCGAGGGAAAAUUGUUUUGCGAAAUGCUCACCACGUUAAUGCGAUGCUGCUGCAAACGUAAAAAGUUUUUGACACAUAUGAAUAAAAUGUUAGGACCAUGUAUGCUUUUAGCUCUUAGGGAACAAGAAAUUGCCAUGGAGGUAUUAUGUUCGAUGUUGGAAUUAGAUACCAUAGAAAAUCACGAUUUAAAACUCCAAAUAGUGACUACAUUGCAUUCGACUAACAAGGGCAAAAAAUUAUACGCGGAUUUAUGCGAUAGAUUAGCAGCUUUAAAAGAAUUGCAACAAAAAGGCGGCCCCAAACGUUUAACCCUUCCGGCCAAAUCCACCGACACGGACCUUAAAAAGAUUUUAUCCCAAGGUUCUUUCGGUAAUCUAGAAUGUUUGAGCUUAGCCUUCACUCACGUAACAAGCAAAUGCGCCGAAUAUUUAAUAAAACUCCCUUCUCUAAAAUACUUAAACCUUUGGUCCACCCAGUUCGGGGAUCCUGGUCUACAACUUAUAACAGAACAUUUGCCCAGGCUACAGGUGCUCAACUUAUGUGAGACGCCCGUUACCGAUAAGGGGCUCUCCUGUUUGAUUUCUAUGAAAAAUUUAAGGAAACUCAAUCUAAACAGCACUAGUCUGUCAGCUAAAACAUUUGAAGGAUUAAAGGAAAAAUUACCAGCCUUGCAAGAAUGUGAUAUAAGAUACACCGAUGCGUGGUAAAAAAACGUAUUUAAAAAAUAAAUGUGGUGAAGAUAUACUCUCCUUUUUAAAAAAAACCAAUAUUCGGAUUUCUGCCUUUAGUUUAUUCGAAAAUGAUGCAAUAUUAUUCUAGUUAAUUCUAUUCUAAGUAAAAUCAACAUUUUUACUGUCCUCCAUUUAAAUCUUUAAAACCAUAAUAAAUUUUUGAGGGUGGAAAUUACUUCCAUCUUUUAUAAAUAAAAUGUAUAUAAUUAUUUAUUUUUAACAAGCUAAAUUACCAGAAAAUUUAGUAUUUUAAAGUUAGUUAAAAAAAACUAAAAUGUAUCUCCAAUAUUUAUAUUUUUAAUUAUUUUAAUCCAAAUAAUUAACUCGAGGCAUUAUAAUAGGUAUUAUAUUAUAAUUUUUAUAUUUAAUCAUAAUAUUUUUUAAAAUAAAACUAGGGACAUCAUUUUAUAACUGAAGCAUAUUUUUUUAUACACAAGAAAACUGCAUUUAACUUUAUCAUUUCCAUUCCCCUGUUAUACUGCUAUAACGAAAGUUCAAAACUAAUUUAUUUAUUAUAUUCAUGAUUUCCGAGUAUAACGUAUUAUAGUUUAAAAUUAUUCAUAUCUUUUUUUUCUCAUUGUAUCACAAUAAUUUUUUAUUUGAAUUUUUUUGGUGAUUACUUUUUUUAAAAUAUAAUUUAAUUUGCAUUAUAAAAUGACG